CGUUAUUGGAUGUUGAGAUUACAGCACGCGUAAGCACGGGGCAUUUGAGCCACCGACUCUUCGGAUACGGCAUCUAUAUAAUUGACCGUACGGACUAGGACUAGGUGAUUCACCUCGUGGUAUAUAAACCAUCCUUAAUAAAGACCUUUACAAUAAAAUAACUAACUCCGACAUCAAUCUUUAUAACAAUCCUUAAGCCCAUUUCAUUCUUCACCAUGAGCAAGGCUCAACAGCCGUCAGACCCGACUUUCCGAGCGUACAGCGCCCAGCAAGGCGCAACGUAUGCUGAACAUCGUCGGAACUAUAAUCCCAAGCUAUACGAUGCAAUAAUUAGCUUUCAUAAAGAGGGGUCUGGCCAGUUUGAUGCCCUCAUCGAUGUUGGCUGCGGACCAGGAACAGCAACUCGCAGCCUUGCCCCUCACUUCAAGACUGCCUAUGGACUUGACCCCUCGGAGGGAAUGAUUAGCACUGCGCGAUCUAUCACCACGCUCGAAAAUGUUAAGUUCGAGGUCUCCUCAGCUGAGUCUCUGGGAUCUGAACUUGCCAACCCCAUUCCUGAUGGCAACGUCGACGUGAUCACUGGAGCCACUUGUGCCCAUUGGUUUGACAUGCCGCGAUUUUGGGAGCAAGCUGCCAAGACACUCAGACCUGGAGGCACAGUGGCUCUGUGGACAGCUGCUAGUGUCCGAGUCGAUCCGUCGAUGCCCGCUCAUGAAGCCGUACAGGGAGUUAUCGACGAUCUUGAUAACUUGGUUGAAGACUAUAUGCUGCCCGGUAACCUGAUGGUCCGUGAUCUAUACCGUGGUCUACCGUUGCCUUGGACUCUUGAUCCCCCUGUUUCAACAUUUGAUCAAGACUCAUUCGUGCGCAAAGAAUGGUGUACCGGACCAGAUUCUGAGACAAUGUUCUUUGAGCAUUCGCCGCCAGUUAAUUUGGAUAUGGUGGAGAUGGUUCUUGGAACCGCUAGUCCUGUUACCAGAUGGAGGGAGGCUCAUCCUGAAGCUGUCGGAACGGAGAAUGACGUUGUUCGUCAAAUCAGAAGAAGAAUUGAGAAGAUCCUCGGAGACGCAGGCGUGGAGAAAGGCAAGGAGAUGCUUACGGGCGACAUGACUGGUGUCUUGUUGCUUGUUAGGAAGAGGGGCGACUAGGUGUCUUACAAGACAAGAAAUGACUAUUGAAAGAGCUGCUUUGAUAGAAAUUACAACCAGCAAUCUUAGUUCUCGAGCUGACAUUCUUGUU
Molecule: messenger RNA, 1239 nt
Organism: Fusarium oxysporum Fo47
Lineage: Eukaryota; Fungi; Ascomycota; Sordariomycetes; Hypocreales; Nectriaceae
Product: S-adenosyl-L-methionine-dependent methyltransferase
Exons: 1
Coding region: 216-1148 (310 amino acids)
Molecular function (GO): S-adenosylmethionine-dependent methyltransferase activity
Source: RefSeq, a predicted model, not a curated record